This is a messenger RNA of Centropristis striata (black sea bass), 1447 nucleotides long. RefSeq names its product YY1 transcription factor a (gene yy1a). Gene Ontology annotation, cellular component: PcG protein complex; transcription regulator complex. Gene Ontology annotation, biological process: regulation of transcription by RNA polymerase II. The coding region runs from base 93 to 1148 and encodes 351 amino acids. The record is from RefSeq and is a predicted model, not a curated record. Lineage: Eukaryota; Metazoa; Chordata; Actinopteri; Perciformes; Serranidae. Gene Ontology annotation, molecular function: RNA polymerase II cis-regulatory region sequence-specific DNA binding; DNA-binding transcription factor activity, RNA polymerase II-specific. The transcript has 5 exons.
AUGUCGGAGAGGGAGGAGGAAGGCAGUGUAGACAGGAGGGAAAGCGAGAGUGUGAAAAAAUAACAUAGAAGCAGGAGGAGAAAACAAAACUGAUGAUGGCGUCGGGGGACACCCUGUACAUAGAAGCGGACGGGUCUGAAAUGCCAGCCGAAAUAGUGGAGCUGCAUGAAAUCGAAGUGGAGACAAUCGAGACAACAGUAGUCGGGGAGGACGGUGAACAGCAGCCUAUGAUCGCCUUACAGCCGCUGGACUCGGACCAUCCGCACUCGAUCCACUCGCACCAAGAGGUGAUUCUGGUGCAAACGAGAGAAGAGGUGGUGGGCGAGGAUGACUCUGAAAUGCACACGGAUGACGGCUUUGAGGACCAGAUCCUGAUCCCGGUGCCCGCCGUGGAGGAGGACUAUAUCGAACAGACUCUGGUCGCUGUGGCCGGGAGAAGCUCGUCGACAGGCCGGAUGAAGAGGGCUGGGAGCGGGAAGAGAGCAGGCAAAAAGAGCUACCUGAGCGGCGGAGACAUGGGCAGAAAAUGGGAGCAGAAGCAGGUCCAGAUAAAGACUUUGGAGGGGGAGUUUUCAGUGACUAUGUGGGCAUCGGAUGACAAGAAGGACAUAGACCACGAAGAACAAAUCAUUGGUGAAAACUCUCCUCCAGAUUAUUCUGAAUACAUGACAGGGAAGAAGCUCCCUCCUGGAGGUAUCCCAGGCAUUGACCUCUCAGACCCCAAACAGCUGGCAGAGUUUGCACGAAUGAAGCCAAGAAAAGUAAAAGAAGACGAUGCACCUCGGACGAUAGCCUGUCCACACAAAGGAUGUACAAAGAUGUUCAGGGACAACUCGGCAAUGAGAAAGCACUUGCAUACCCACGGGCCUCGUGUGCACGUCUGUGCAGAGUGUGGCAAAGCCUUCGUAGAGAGCUCCAAACUGAAGAGGCAUCAACUCGUACACACAGGAGAGAAACCUUUCCAGUGCACAUUUGAGGGCUGUGGCAAGCGGUUCUCCCUGGACUUUAACUUGCGUACACAUGUACGUAUUCACACUGGAGACCGCCCGUAUGUGUGCCCCUUUGACGGUUGCAACAAAAAAUUUGCCCAGUCAACCAACCUGAAGUCUCACAUCCUCACACACGCCAAAGCCAAAAACAACCAGUGAAACGACGCCGGAGGACUCGAGCUGAACCUCCGCUCCUUGACAAACUAAUGUCCCGUGGCCUGCUUUGUUGUGAGAGAAGAAGUCCCCUUUGUAUCAUGCCUAGGUAAAAGGUUACUGAGAAACGAGCUUUUCUCAGACUUUUUGAUAAACUUAUGGAGGUUUGAACAGGGAACUUUUGAGAACCUCGACCCCCCUCAGGCCUGCUACCCUACUUUUGCGCUACCUGGAUGGAACAAUUUACACUUUCUUCUUGUGAAGAUGUUAAUUCAUGGAUCUGCACCUAAAAACGUAUUUAUACC